Messenger RNA from Chelonoidis abingdonii (Abingdon island giant tortoise), 1036 nucleotides. Its product is annotated as mannose-binding protein-like. Gene Ontology annotation, cellular component: multivesicular body. The record is from RefSeq and is a predicted model, not a curated record. Lineage: Eukaryota; Metazoa; Chordata; Testudines; Testudinidae.
AUGCAUCUCUGUCAGCCUUUCAAAGCUCUGGUUCUGGCCAUGGCGUUGAUGAUGGCAUCAGGUGUAGAUAUAAAUAAACAUGAAGAGAACAUGAAUUCGUGCCCAGUCAUUCAAUGCUGUGCUCCUGGAACCAAUGGUUUACCAGGCAGAGAUGGAAGAGAUGGGAAAGAGGGUCCCAAAGGAGAAAAGGGAGACCAAGGAGAAGGACUGAGGGGUUUGCAGGGUUUCCCUGGAAAGGCAGGACCUCAGGGAACAAAAGGAGAUCAAGGACCACAGGGCGAAAAAGGACAAAAAGGAGAAAGUGCAAGUGAGAAGUCGACUCUCUCUGACUCAGCAUUUGAUUCUCUUCAAAGACAAGUAACUGCUUUGGAAAAGAACAUCCAGACUCUUCAAGCUGACAUUAGCAGACACCAAAAGUUUUUUUCUUUCCGGUGGGUCAAGAGUGUUGGUAAGAAAACAUUUAUGUCAACGGGCACAAAAGAUUCUUUUGAAAAUGGAAAAUCCCUGUGCACAAAAGCUGGAGGUGGACUCGCCUGUCCACACAAUCAUGCUGAGAACACAGCCUUGCGAGAAAUAUUGAAAGAUUCAGAACAAGCAUAUUUAGGGAUGUCUGAUGUGCAAACUGAAGGCAAAUUUCUGUAUCUGAAUGGAAGACCUGUAACUUACACAAAUUGGGAAACGGGAGAACCAAACAAUGACGAGAACGAAGACUGUGUUGCAAUGUAUGACAAUGAAAAGUGGAAUGACAUAGAUUGUUCAAAUUCAGAAAUGUUAAUUAUUUGUGAAUUUUAAUCUUUUCUCGUGGUACAUUAGUUCUGUCACAUUCCAAAGUCUAUUUCAAGCACUGGAAAUGCUCCAAUUUACUUACUUGGUGAAGCUGAAUAAAUAAUGGAUUUUUCAGUUCAGUGACCAAACUGAAAAAUCUAGGCUGGGAGGAGAGUUAAAUUCAAACUGACUCCAAUUAUUUUUUAAAAAUUUUCCAUCUCAUUGUAAAACUUGAAAAAAAUUCAUUUAGCAUUGACCGGAAUGUUUUGGU